Molecule: messenger RNA, 1327 nt
Organism: Paramuricea clavata
Lineage: Eukaryota; Metazoa; Cnidaria; Anthozoa; Malacalcyonacea; Plexauridae
Source: the annotation of a GenBank genome assembly
AUGCUGAUAUGGCUUGAAAACGCACCUGUAUUUGGUGUCGAUGAAGAUGUAGUUGCAUUCAUUGACCGAAUAAUAACUUGUAGUAGACCAGAUAACAACUCGGAAUUACUCGAACUUGUAAACCGACAAACUCACAGACAUUCUCACACAUGCCGAAAAAAAUCAAAAAAUGUUUGUAGAUUCAACUACCCCCAACCACCCAUCAGAUCUACACAGAUACUCUAUCCACUUGAUGAUGAUACAUCUCAGACUGCCACAAGAAACAGGAAAGACUUGUGGAAAGACAUUAAAACUAAACUAAAUGACCUAAAAGAAGGUAAAGACAUAACAUUUGACCAACAGCUACAAGAGUUAGAUGUUUCAGAACAUGAAUACAUGCUUGCUAUCCGUUCAUCCCUCAGCUGUAUAUAAGUUUUUAAACGGAAAUAAGUUUUUAAACUCGGUAGAAAUAAGCGCACAAGAGGCGGUGUAUAUUAUUUUACAACUUCCAAUGCGAAAUGUGGUGUUCAUAAACACAUCUCCCCCACAUGACCGGGUUGAAUUACUAAAACCACCGAGUGAAAUUGAGAAAAUGUCAGAUGACUCUGAGGAAAUUCAUUCUGGUGGUCUACUGAAACGAUACACUGAGCGACCCGAUUGUUUGCAAAACACUACUUUAGCUGAUUGGGCAGCAUGGUAUGAUUCUUGUGGACAGAACAAAUACAAGAAAACACACAAAAAGGCUGAUGUCGACAAUCUUCCGUUGGAAGAUGUAGAUGGAAAUAACGAAGAUGAGUUUCAUGAUGAAAACACUGAAACUUGUGUUUCUACUAUAAACUCGAUUAAAAAGAGAUCCCAAGCUAGAAUCAUCCGAAGUGUUUGGUUCAAUAAAGAAGCUCAACCAGAAAAACAUUAUCGAGAGUUGAUAAUGCUGUUUACCCCAUGGCGAAAUGAGCAAACUGAUUUAAUGCAAAACUAUUCUUCUUUUCAAGAACACUAUAUAGCUCGGUAUGACGAGAUAGGCGAGCAGAUGAGACAAUAUGCAGUCUGUAGUGAAGACUUAAAUGAAAUUCAACAUCACUUACAAGAAUGUGAUGAUGAUGUGUUUGACACAAUAGCACCAGUUACACAAGAUACUGAAUGUCAAGAUGAGGAUGAAGGUAACACAGACACACAUCCAGAUUUGAAUGAAACUUAUGAUCUUUCUGAGGAUUUAGGUAUACCAUCAUCCUUCCUGAAUAGUGAACCACUCAUUUUAAAUGAAAUGCAAGAUGAUGAAUAUCAUGGAUUGGCCCAAAUGCUUAAUAAAAAACAGAGAAUUUUUUUACCAUGCUUUGCAUUUAAUUAA